UCCUGGAGACAUUUGAUAUGCAGAUAAGUCCAAUACGUACACAGUUUCAAUCUACUGCUGAAAGCAGGUGUUAAUUUUUGUUUUGCAAUUGCAGUUAAGGGUUUGAGGAAGGCAGCAGACCUCCAGGAACCACUUCUCAGGAGAAUCUGGAAGAUAUGUCAAUAUUCGCUCCAGGGCUGUUUAGGGGCAAGGUGGCUCUGGUGACAGGAGGAGCUACAGGUAUUGGCAAGGCUAUCACCGCGGAACUACUCUCCCUCGGUUGUACUGUGGUAAUUGCAUCAAGAAAAGAAGAGAGGUUAAGAGAGGCAGUUCAGGAACUCUGUCCAAAUGGCAAGAGACUUGUAGCAAAAGUAUGCAAUAUCAGAGAAGAAGAUCAAGUUAAAAAUCUGAUCUCCUCAACGCUGCAUGACCUUGGCAAGAUAGACCAUCUUGUAAAUAAUGGUGGAGGUCAAUUUCUAUCUCCAGCAGCAAACAUUAGCCUCAAAGGCUGGAAUGCUGUGCUAGAAACCAAUCUUACUGGAACUUUCUUAAUGUGCAAAGAAGUUUAUGAUCAGUGGAUGAGGGACAACGGUGGAGUGAUUGUUAACGUCAUUGCCGACAUGUUCCGUGGCAUGCCAAUGUUAGCUCACACAGGAGCAGCUCGAGCAGGAGUUGACAACUUAACUAAGAGUCUUUCAGUAGAAUGGGCCUCCAAUGGAGUGCGAAUAAAUUCAGUGGCACCAGGAGGCUCCAUUUACUCUCCUACAGCGGCUGCAAACUAUGGAGAUGGCAACAUCUUUGAAAAAGUUCGUGUCCACAUUCCAACAAAAAGGCUUGGAACACCGCAAGAGGUGGCAAGUGCAGUAUGCUUCCUGUUGUCCCCUGGAGCAUCAUUCAUUACUGGUGAAACUCUCAAGAUUGAUGGAGGUGGUAGUCUUUACUCUAAUCUCAUGUGGAAUAUUCCAGAGCAUGACAAAUUACCUGCAUAUGCUUGGACCUACAAACCCCUUGAGGAAGAUGAUGCCACUCCACCAAAUGCAAAGUUAUAAUAUUUGUAUAUACUGUAAUGAAUGUAGAAUAGAAAAUGUAGAAUAGAACCA
Messenger RNA from Procambarus clarkii (red swamp crayfish), 1079 nucleotides. NCBI's taxonomy places the organism in Eukaryota, Metazoa, Arthropoda, Malacostraca, Decapoda, Cambaridae. The record is from RefSeq and is a predicted model, not a curated record.